Mercenaria mercenaria is the source of this 5442-nucleotide messenger RNA. RefSeq names its product dual oxidase-like. Gene Ontology annotation, biological process: response to oxidative stress; superoxide anion generation; defense response. NCBI's taxonomy places the organism in Eukaryota, Metazoa, Mollusca, Bivalvia, Venerida, Veneridae. The record is from RefSeq and is a predicted model, not a curated record. Gene Ontology annotation, cellular component: NADPH oxidase complex; plasma membrane. Gene Ontology annotation, molecular function: heme binding; peroxidase activity; calcium ion binding. The transcript has 36 exons. Bases 344 to 5050 code for a protein of 1568 amino acids.
AUGACAUGAACAUUGAAAAUACCUACACAUUAUCAUGAUACAUUUUGGUAACCAGAGGAAAAUCCUUGUUUUUACGUUUAUAAAUAGUUUUGAUUGAUUAUGGCAUGUGGUUUUAUAGAGGUGCGACUUAAAGAAAUUAUGAUUGGGCUGUUUGAUCUUCUAGGACAUUUUACAUCGAGUCAUACAAGGAUGUUUACAGGAGUAUCAUCUGGAUGAAUGCUUUGUUUUGGAAACUUACUUAUUUCUUUCAUUUAAGUACUGUUUGCAUUGAAAUCGUAUGAAAAUUUGCAACGAUAAAACACGUAGCUGAGGAUACCGUCUGCACUACAGAAACCAAAAGACGAUGAUCACGAUGCAACAGACCUGUUUACUUAUUAGUAUUUGUGUGCUUAUCUCUUUUGGACCCGUGACGGGGUUUUCACAGCAGAGAUUUGAUGGAUACUUUAAUAACUUGAUUAUACCCAGCCAAGGCAGUGCAGGGAAGCCACUGAAGCAGAACAUUACCACUGAUUAUUCUGAUUACACUUACAAAGUGUCGGGUAGAGGUCGACCAAGUGCAAGGCUCAUCAGUGAACAACUUUUCAAAAAACUGCGGAAUGAGACCUUUACACCAAAUUCUAGAAACCUCACUGCCUUGUUUGCUUUCUUUAGUCAAUUAGUUGCCAUGGAAUUGAUUGACACAGAUGAUACCACGUGUCCUGUAGAACUCCUGUCUAUCCCUGUACCGAAAUGUGACCCGGAGUUUGACACAGCCUGUACGGGCACGCAACACCUACCAUAUGAGAGAAUUUCUUACGACAAAAGAACUGGUCAAUCUCCAAAUGUUCCACGUAAACAGGUCAACAAAGCCACGAGUUAUAUUGACGGUAGUUUUGUAUACGGGAACAACCUCAUCCGUGCCUUAUAUUUACAAGGAAACAGAUCCCCAAAACUCGCAUCUGGAGAUGCCUGGUCGAAAUAUCCACAGAAAAAUGAAGAAGGUCUUGCCUUUGUUGCAAAUCCUGAUCCCGUAGAACAUGCAUAUCAUGACCAGUACAAAUAUUGGAAGCUUGGGGAUAAACAUGUGCAGGAGAAUCCGGCGCUGUUGUCACUUGGCGUUCUGUUUUUCCGUUGGCAUAACUACUUGGUGGACAAACUGGACUCUAAGAAACACCAUGGUUUUGAUGAGACGUUCUCUCUGGCGAGACAAUGGGUUAUUGCGUCGCUCCAGAGUGUGAUAAUGUACGAAUGGCUUCCAGAACUUCUUGGCGAAAGCUUGCCAAAAUAUACAGGUUACAAAUCCGAUAUCUAUCCAGAUGUUACAUCAAUAUUUGAUGCUGCCGCCAUGCGAUACAUUCUCACACUUAUUCCUGCCGGAAUAUACCAAAGAAAUUCUAGAUGUGAAUAUGCCAUACAAGGAAAGUAUGAGGGGGUACGUCUUUGCAACUCGUACUGGCGCUCACAGGAUAUAUUAAUGGAGCGAGAAGAUGAGGUAGAAGAAACAUUGAUGGGUCUUGCCACACAGGUGGCAGAAGCAGAAGACGUCAAAAUGGUGGAAGAUAUACAAAGUAAAUAUUAUGGCCCGCUCCACUUCUCCAGACAUGAUCUCAUAUCUCAGACAAUAAUGAGGGGGCGGGAUUAUGGUCUACCAGACUAUAAUACGGUUCGUGUACAGAUCGGCUUGGAACGGAUCACCAGCUGGGAUGAUAUAAAUCCUUGGUUGAACCAAACUAAUCCAAAUUUACUACAGACUUUACGAUACCUUUACGGAACACUGGAUAACAUAGAUGUGUUUGUGGGCGGAAUGUUUGAAACUACACCAGAAGGACCUGGGGAAUUAUUUAGAACUGUUAUCGUUGACCAGUUUACUAGAAUUCGGGAUGGUGACAGAUUCUGGUUUGAAAACACAGAGAAUCGGCAAUUUACAGAUGAAGAAAUCAGACAGAUAAGAACUCUGAAAUUAAGUGAUAUAAUCGUCAAUGCUUCAAAGGUAGAUGCCUCGGACAUACAGGAAAAUGUGUUCACGUUUACUGCAGAGGGCUCUGGUAAAUGCAGUGAAGCUAAAUAUCUACCAGAACAAGUACUGGAGCCUUGUACCCCGCAUCAGGGCUACGAUUACUUUGCUGGAAGUGAGGCUUCAUAUAUUAUUAUCUGGGUGUCUUUUGGACUUAUUCCAUUCUUAUGUUUUUUCGUGGUAUUUCUCCUGUCCAAAUGCAAGCAAUGGCGAUACAACAGAACAGUCCAGCUGCUACAGAAAAAUUUAAAGGAGACUCUGGGAAAUCAGGCUGGAUUUGAAACGUUCUAUGAUGAUAUUGGUAAGAUAAAAGGUCCACAAACCCAGUUUAAAGGUACAGAGUGGCUUUGGGAUGAAGAAACAAGAUUAGUCAUCAUUCGGAUCCACCAUGAAUGUGUCCUAGAUAUUGUCAAUUUGAAGGGCAAGCCAUUGAGGACCGUCAACAUGAAGGAUAUGAAACAUGUCCAAUGUACACUCAGCUCCAAUAAAAAGAGAAACGUUGUCUUAAUACGUGUUUCUAAGGAAUAUGACGUGGUGAUUGAGUUGUCAAACGAAUCGCAGCGUCGGAUCUUUGUGGAGACACUGCAGCACACACUUGCCAAUGCUGGUGCUUCUAUUGAUUACCAAGAGGCCAAGCUGAAAAAUAUCUAUAAGAAAGCGUUCACACAGAAGAAACGAAACCAGCUGUUAGAGAAGUUCUUUAAAACUGUUUUCUCUGAGGCAUUCCAGAUGGACUAUGAUCCAACUUUAGAUCAAGACGAGAUUGAAAUGAGACAAGCUCGAGAUAUUCUUGAAACAGAACUCACAAAGGAGGAAUUUGCUUCUGCUUUAGCAGUGAAACCUAAUACAGAUUUUGUUGAAAACAUGUUUGCACUGAUGGACACGGACCAUAACGGCUAUAUUUCAUUCCGAGAGUUUUUAAAUGCCAUUGUUAUGCUGUCGAAAGGUUCUGGACAAAACAAGUUACAGACAUUAUUCAGAAUGUUUGAUCAUGAUGGAAACGGAACUCUAGACAGAGAUGAACUGCUCAAACUGUUCAGUUCGUUGCUAGAAAUGGCAAACAGCAGUUUGACGAGAAAGGAAACAGAGGAUCUGGUUGACUCUAUGUGUAAGCAGCAUGGAUUAACCAGUCAUGAUGCCAUCAAUUUUGAUGACUUCUGUACAAUUCUUUCUCCUCAUAUGGACAAAAUCUGGAAUGCUGGAUUGGAAUGGAAAGGCUGUAGGAACUAUAUACCAACUUCUGGAGAUGAUAGGAAGAGAAGUGUUAGCAGUUUACGGCGCCUGUCCGCCGUUGUGACGAAUAUGUUCAAUGCGGAAGCCCGAAAGCGAACGGGACAGUCGAGCGAUGUAACAAGAUUCCUGAAGAGCGAUUCACAGGCCUCCAUCAGUAGUAUUGACAGUAGCUCUAUGGACACAAAUCUUGGUACAAACGUUGGUACCAAGCGCACUGGGUUUAUUGCUAUUCGAGAGACAUACACUCCACUAAAAGCUAAAAUGAGACGUCUAAAACAUUUUGUUGAAAACAACCGUCAACAUAUCUUUUACCUUGUUCUCUUUUUCGGAAUUUGUUUGGGACUUUUUGCAGAAAGGUUCUAUUAUUAUACGGUAGAACGUGAGCACAGCGGAUUACGUGCCAUAAUGAGUUACGGAAUCAGUACAACACGCGGGGCGGCAGCAGCCAUGUCCUUCUGUUUUUCUUUGUUGUUACUGACCAUGGUCAGAAAUACCAUCACGUUUCUUAGAGGAACAUUCUUAAACUUGUAUGUCCCGUUUGAUUCUGUUGUGUCUUUCCAUAAAGUUGUAGCCUGGGCUGCACUGUUCUUCACAGCUUUACACGUUGUAGGCUACGGAUUCAACUUUUAUCAGCUUGCCACUCAGCCAACAAAAUACUUCUGUAUAUUUGAUACUGUUGUUUUCAGAGCAGACAUUUUACCAACAUUCAAUUUCUGGUUCUUCGGAAAUGUUACUGGAUUUACCGGACUUCUUUUGGUUAUUGUUAUAUGCAUAAUCUACGUGUUUGCAACACAAACAGCCCGAAGACUUGUCUUUAAUGCAUUCUGGUUAUCUCAUAAGCUAAUUGCCAUCCUGUAUGUCUUGACGAUUCUACACGGAGCAUCAAUGAUCGUGCAGAAACCCAUGUUCUACUUGUACUUUGUCGGCCCGGCGAUUAUAUUUACCAUAGAUAAGGUGAUCAGUCUCAGCAGGAAAAGAAUGGAGAUUGCGAUUGUGAGAGCUGAGAAUCUAGCUUCUGAUAUAACAUUCAUAGAGUUUAAACGCCCUCCAAGAUUCGAAUACAAGUCCGGUCAGUGGGUCAGGAUUGCAUGCAGCUCACAAGGACAAAAUGAAUACCACCCAUUCACCCUAACAUCAGCGCCUCACGAAGACACACUCUCUCUUCAUAUAAGAGCUGUUGGUCCUUGGACACAUGCAUUUAGAAGUCUUUUCGAUCAGGACUGCCUUAAAGAGUCACCUUACCCGAAGCUGUUUCUAGACGGUCCUUAUGGUGCAGGGCAGCAGGACUGGUAUACGUACGACGUAUCUGUCCUAGUUGGAGCAGGCAUUGGCGUCACACCUUACGCUUCUAUACUGAAAGACUUUGUACACAUGGCGACCAUCAAAAGUACAUACAAGAUAAGGUGCCAAAAGUUGUAUUUUAUUUGGGUGACCGGAAGUCAGAGACAUUUUGAAUGGCUGCUGGACAUCUUACAGGAAGUUGAGGCAAUAGAUCAAAAGGGAAUUGUCUCUACUGACAUAUUCAUCACACAGUUCUUUCAGAACUUUGAUCUUAGAACAGCCAUGCUGUAUAUUUGUGAGGAACAUUUCCAGAAGGUUUCCGGAGGUCGAAGUGUAUUCACAAAUUUAAAAGCAAGCACACACUUCGGACGCCCGCAUCUGGGGAGUAUGUUUAAAACAGUGCAUAGGGCGCACCCGAUGGUUAGAAAAGUUGGUGUGUUUUCGUGUGGACCACCCGGGGUUACUAAGAGUGUUGAGAGGGCGUGCGUUGAGAGUAGCAGGACUACCAAGGCGUUGUUCGAGCACCAUUUCGAAAACUUUUAGAUUCUCAUGCUACAUGUGUUUGAGAAUUUAACUACUUUGGUGAAGGUUUAGCCUGCUAGUGACUUUUGAAAAACAGAGCUGCCUGGAAAACGUCAUAAAAAUUGAUGAAACCAUAUUAUAUACUGUUUAUGUUUCAAAGAAGUCUAGUUUAAGUUCGUUAUCUCGAAUUCCAAGCGAUCGAGCGUUAUACUUCGAGAUAACCGAAUUUUGACUUAAAAUGAUAUGAGCCGCGCCAUGAGAAAACCAACAUAGUGGUUUUGCGACCAGCAUGGAUCCAGACCAGCCUGCGCAUUCGUGCAGUCUGGUCAGGAUCCAUGCUGUUCGCUUUCAAUGCCUAUAGCAAUCAGAGAACCGUUAGCGAACAGCAUGGAUACUGACCAGACUGCGCGGAU